Saccostrea cuccullata (small rock oyster) is the source of this 1064-nucleotide messenger RNA. RefSeq names its product tripartite motif-containing protein 2-like. Gene Ontology annotation, molecular function: protein binding; ubiquitin protein ligase activity. The coding region runs from base 54 to 1064 and encodes 336 amino acids. Gene Ontology annotation, biological process: protein polyubiquitination; proteasome-mediated ubiquitin-dependent protein catabolic process. Lineage: Eukaryota; Metazoa; Mollusca; Bivalvia; Ostreida; Ostreidae. The record is from RefSeq and is a predicted model, not a curated record. The transcript has a single exon.
UUGAGCAAACUUUGCUUCAGUUAAAUAGAAUAGAUGAUUCAAAUGAAGUGUCCAUGACUAUGGAAUACAGUUCUAAAAUCAAAGAAUUAAGCAAACUUCCGCCUAAAGUUAAGAUAUCACUGCCUGUGUUCAGUCGAAAGGCUAAAAAUACAGAACAUUUUUAUACAUUGUUUGGAUCUUUAACAGAAUUAACUACGAAAACAGAAGAAAAUGGCUACAAACUGAAGAAACCAGAAACACCAACCAAAGAACUGCUGGAAGAACCAGAACUUAUAACAACAAUAAAUAUUGGGGAUAAAAAACUCCGUAGUGUUGCCUGUCUUAGUGAAGAAGAAAUCUGUACAACUGGAUAUGAAGUCAGCGAUAUGAAAUGCUUCAACAUUCAAAGUUCACUUAUCAAGACAAUCAAAACAAAAUCAGGUGAAGGGCCAAAUGAUAUAGCAGUGACAGGUGAUGGGGAUCUAGUGUACUCUGACUGGAAAACAAAGACGUUGAAUAAAGUAAAGAAUGGACAGAUAGAGGAGAUGAUAAGACUUCAGGGCUGGGUACCUGAGAAUCUCUGUGUCACCUCCUCUGAUGAACUCCUGGUUUCCUUGUACAGUGAUGAUAAAACACAGCCUAAAGUUGUGCGUUACUCGGGCUCCAAAGAGAAACAAACAAUCCAGUUUGAUGAGGAGGGUAAUCCUCUGUAUUCAGGAAACGGCGUCAUUAAGUACGUCACUGAGAACAGAAAUCUGGAUAUCUGUGUAGCUGACAAUAAAGCUGGUGCUGUAGUGGUGGUCAAUCAAGCAGGGAAACUCCGAUUUAGAUACACUGAUCAUCCUUCUGCUACAAAGAAUGAACCAUUUAAACCCCGUGGUAUUACAACAGACAGCCAGAGACAGAUCCUGACAGCAGACUACCAUAACCAAUGUAUCCACAUCCUAGACCAGGACGGGCAGUUCCUCCGUUAUAUAGAUAACUGUGAUCUAAAAGAGCCAUUUGGUUUAUGUGGGGACAAAAAAGACAAGUUGUUUGUUGCUGAAUGGACUGGAAAGCUUAAGAAAAUUAAAUAUCUUGGAUAG